AUGUCAGACGAAUCUGCCUCAGGGAGCGAUCCAGACCUGGACCCAGACUUGGAGUUGGAGGAUGCGGAAGAAGAGGAAGAGGAGGAGGAGGAGGAGGAGGGGCCAGUGGAAGAACAGGAUAGGGAUGAUGAGGAUGACCUGCUGGAUGAUCAAUCCCUGGAAGACAUGUGUGGCACUGAGUGUUCCCAGCUGGGGGAAGAUGGGCAGAGGCCACCACGGUGCACUUCAACUACCUCAUCUCAGUCUGAGCCUUCAGAGCAGCUUAGGCACCCCCAAGCCAAGAAUCUAGCCUCCGAGGAUUCCAAAAAGAAGAGAGCUCAGAAGCCUUCCCAUAUGAGGAGAAAUAUACGAAAGCUGCUCCGUGAGGAUCAAUUGGAGCCAGUUACCAAAGCAGCACAACAAGAAGAAUUGGAAAGAAGGAAACGCUUGGAGCAACAGAGAAAGGAUUAUGCAGCUCCUAUUCCCACUGUUCCUUUGGAGUUCCUUCCUGAGGAAAUUGUCUUAAGAGCAAGUGAUGGUCCCCAACUGCCUCCUCGGGUGUUAACCCAGGAAAUCAUUUGUUUGGACAGCAGCAGUGGCAGUGAGGAUGAAAAAAGCAGUCGAGACGAGGUGAUCGAACUUAGCUCUGGAGAAGAGGACACUCUGCACAUUGUAGAUAGCAGUGAGUCUGUCAGUGAGGAGGAUGAAGAAGAGGAGAAAGGUGGUACCCAUGUGAAUGACGUCCUAAAUCAGCGUGAUGCUCUGGGGCGAGUCCUUGUCAAUCUGAACCACCCUCCAGAGGAAGAGAAUGUCUUCCUAGCCCCACAGUUAGCCCGGGCAGUGAAACCUCAUCAGAUUGGUGGGAUCCGGUUCCUGUAUGACAACUUGGUUGAGUCCCUGGAGAGAUUUAAGACCAGUAGUGGUUUUGGCUGCAUCCUGGCCCAUAGCAUGGGUCUGGGGAAAACUUUGCAGGUCAUCUCCUUCGUUGACGUCCUCUUCCGCCACACACCAGCCAAAACUGUUCUUGCCAUUGUGCCGGUUAAUACUCUUCAGAAUUGGCUGGCAGAGUUCAAUAUGUGGAUUCCAGCUCCUGAAGCCCUUCCAGCUGACAACAAGCCUGAAGAAGUUCAGCCUCGUUUCUUUAAAGUUCACAUCUUGAAUGAUGAACACAAGACAAUGGCAGCUCGUGCUAAAGUGAUGACUGAUUGGUUGUCAGAGGGUGGGGUGCUUUUGAUGGGGUACGAAAUGUACAGACUCCUCACCCUGAAGAAAUCCUUUGCCACAGGUAGACCGAAGAAAACCAAGAAACGCUCCCACCCGGUUAUCAUUGAUCUGGAUGAGGAGGAUCGACAGCAGGAGUUUCGGAGAGAGUUUGAGAAGGCCUUAUGCCGCCCGGGCCCUGAUGUGGUGAUAUGUGACGAGGGACACCGCAUCAAAAACUGCCAGGCCAGUACCUCGCAGGCCCUGAAGAACAUUCGCUCUCGCCGCCGGGUGGUGCUGACUGGGUACCCUUUGCAGAACAACCUCAUUGAGUACUGGUGCAUGGUGGACUUUGUGCGCCCAGACUUCCUUGGCACCCGACAGGAGUUCAGCAACAUGUUUGAACGCCCCAUCCUAAAUGGACAGUGUAUCGACAGCACACCUCAGGAUGUCCGCCUCAUGAGGUACCGAAGCCACGUCUUACAUAGCCUUCUGGAGGGCUUUGUGCAGAGGAGAGGCCACACUGUGCUGAAGAUUCAUCUCCCAGCUAAGGAAGAAAAUGUGAUCCUGGUACGGCUCUCUAAGAUACAGCGAGAUUUAUAUACACAGUUCAUGGAUCGCUUCCGGGAUUGUGGUAGUAGCGGUUGGCUGGGCCUGAACCCCCUCAAGGCUUUCUGUGUGUGCUGCAAGAUCUGGAAUCACCCAGAUGUGCUGUAUGAAGCCCUUCAGAAAGAGAACCUGGCCAAUGAACAAGACCUCGAUGUGGAAGAGCUUGGUUCAGCAGGGACCAGUGCACGCUGCUCAUCACAGGGAACAAAAGGCAAGGUGGAGGACAAUGCCUUGGCCUCCUCAAUGGGAGAGGCAACCAAUAGCAAGUUCCUGCAAGGGGUUGGCUUCAAUCCUUUCCAAGAGCGUGGCAAUAAUAUUGUCACAUAUGAAUGGGCCAAGAAUCUUUUGACUAAUUAUCAGACUGGAGUCUUAGAAAACUCUCCGAAGAUGGUACUGCUUUUCCAUUUGAUUGAGGAGAGUGUGAAGCUUGGAGACAAGAUCCUUGUAUUCAGCCAGAGCCUUUCCACCUUGGCUCUCAUCGAGGAAUUCCUAGGGAAACGUGAAGUACCCUGUAUAUCUUGUACCGAGGGGCAAGGAGUACAGAAAUGGGUUCGAAACGUCACUUACUUUCGGCUCGAUGGGAGUACCCCAGCCUUUGAGAGGGAGCGACUCAUCAAUCAGUUCAAUGACCCCAGCAACCUCACCACCUGGCUAUUCCUUCUUUCCACAAGGGCUGGAUGUUUAGGUGUGAAUUUGAUUGGUGCCAACCGAGUAGUGGUGUUUGAUGCUUCCUGGAACCCUUGCCAUGAUGCCCAGGCAGUAUGCCGUGUAUACCGUUAUGGCCAGAAAAAACCAUGUCACAUCUAUCGCCUGGUGGCUGAUUACACGCUGGAAAAGAAGAUCUAUGACCGCCAGAUUUCCAAGCAGGGCAUGUCAGAUAGAGUGGUAGAUGAUCUCAAUCCAAUGCUGAACUUUACUAGGAAGGAAGUGGAGAACCUGCUGCAUUUUGUUGAGAAGGAGCCAGCUCCCCAAGCAUCCUUGAACAUAAAGGGAAUCAAGGAACCAGUUUUACAACUUGCCUGUCUGAAAUACCCUCACCUCAUCACCAAGGAGCCUUUUGAGCAUGAGUCAUUGCUCCUUAACCGAAAGGAUCACAAGCUGACCAAGGCAGAGAAAAAGGCAGCAAAGAAAAGCUAUGAGGAAGACAAACGCACAUCAAUCCCCUACACCCGCCCAUCAUAUGCUCAGUAUUAUCCUGCCAGUGACCAGAGCCUGACUAGCAUCCCUGCCUUCAGUCAAAGAAACUGGCAACCAACAAUGAAGAGUGAUGAGAAGCCUGUGGCCAGUGUUCGUCCUGUACAGUCUACUCCCAUUCCCAUGAUGCCACGGCAUGUCCCGCUGGGAGGCAGUGUGAGCUCUGCCUCUGGUACAAAUCCUGCUAUGAACUUCCCGAUCAACUACCUUCAGCGUGCGGGAGUCCUUGUGCAGAAAGUAGUCACCACAACAGAUAUUGUUAUUCCUGGACUCAACAGCUCCACAGAUGUACAGGCACGAAUAAAUGCUGGUGAGAGUAUUCACAUUAUUCGUGGGACAAAAGGGACAUAUAUUCGUACCAGUGAUGGGCGGAUCUUUGCUGUUCGGGCGACGGGCAAGCCAAAGGCUCCUGAUGAUGGUCGUAUGGCUGCCUCAGGUUCACAGGGGCCUUCUCUCGAGUCCACGAGCAACGGCAGACACAGUGCCUCAUCACCUAAAGCCCCCGACCCUGAGGGACUGGCCAGGCCCGUCUCUCCGGACAGCCCAGAAAUCAUCAGUGAGCUGCAGCAGUAUGCAGAUGUGGCUGCUGCCCGGGAAUCCCAUCAGAGUUCCCCAAGCGCCAAUGCUUCCCUGCCUGGCCCCACGGCCCAACUUACAGACAGCAGUGCUGUUCCUGGCACAACUCUCGGGACUGAAUCUCGACAUGGGGGUCAUUGCCUCAAUAGUUCCCUCUUGGUGACCGGCCAGCCCUGUGGAGACAGGCAACCAUUGAUGGACUUAAGGGGCCACAAACGGAAAUUGGCCACACCACCUGCUGCCCAGGAGUCAGUCCGCCGGCGGUCCAGAAAAGGCCAUCUCUCAGCCCCCGUGCAGCCGUAUGAACACGGGUAUCCAGUUUCUGGCGGGUUUGCCAUGCCACCCGUCUCCUUAAAUCAUAACCUCACCCCUCCCUUUACCUCCCAGGCUGGGGAGAACUUAUUUAUGGGCGGUACCCCCUCCUAUUACCAGCUGUCCAAUUUGCUGGCAGAUGCCCGCCUGGUGUUUCCAGUGACUACUGACCCUCUGGUGCCAGCAGGCCCCGUCAGUUCUUCUUCCACGGCUACCUCAGUCACUGCCAGCAACCCUUCCUUCAUGCUCAACCCUUCUGUACCAGGGAUACUACCCAGCUAUUCACUCCCAUUCUCACAGCCACUCCUGUCCGAGCCGAGGAUGUUUGCGCCUUUUCCUUCCCCUGUCUUACCCAGCAACCUUUCACGAGGCAUGUCUGUCUACCCAGGCUACAUGUCUCCACACGCAGGCUACCCAGCUGGCGGCCUACUUCGGUCCCAGGUGCCUCCAUUUGACACUCAUGAUGUGGCUGAGGUGGGGUUCAGCUCCAAUGACGACGAGGAUAAGGAUGACGAUGUGAUAGAGGUCACUGGGAAAUAGCUGGGGACCCCUUUCUGCCUCAUUCUGGGGCUCCCAGCAGGUUGCCCAUUAAUCUAGAAGGCAGUGGUCUGGGCUUUCUGAGGAAAGGGCGCUUGGCAGGAUGGAAAAGGAAGAGAACAAAGAAAGAUGCUUAACCAGAGUGGUAAGGCUCUGUUGCUUACUGUUUAACAAGAGGCAAAAUUAUCCAACAGAGGAGCAAUAGUGGAAAAUCAGGGACCCAAAACAGGAAUGGAGGGACAGGGCCGCCUACCUCUCUUCCUGCCUGCCUUGCUUAUGCUGUCUGCUUGCUUGCUUGCCCAUUGGAGUAUAGAAGCUCACAUCCCACUUCUGUCAUUGGGAACAUUCUCUCCCAAGAGCUGCCUUACUGGGUGACUUAGCUUGAC
Messenger RNA from Suncus etruscus (white-toothed pygmy shrew), 4793 nucleotides. It is a transcript of the gene RAD54L2, whose product is annotated as RAD54 like 2. NCBI's taxonomy places the organism in Eukaryota, Metazoa, Chordata, Mammalia, Eulipotyphla, Soricidae. Bases 1 to 4410 code for a protein of 1469 amino acids. Gene Ontology annotation, molecular function: ATP binding; ATP-dependent chromatin remodeler activity; ATP hydrolysis activity. The transcript is spliced from 21 exons. Gene Ontology annotation, cellular component: nucleus. The record is from RefSeq and is a predicted model, not a curated record.